GCAGGCAGAGUCUGCAGUCAGACACUCAGAGGGACUUGGCUCUCCUUUUGAAGGCUGCUCAUCUUCAGUUCUCUGCUCUGCUUGACAACCAAUACCACUGCAACAAGAUGAUGUCCAGGAAGGCAUACUCAGUCACAAGCUCUGGUGGCAGCACCAGGAGGUCCCUUGCUGGACCAGCAAGCAGCAGCUACUCCGUCAAAAGAACCAGCUAUGGGGUUGGUUCAGGUGUUGGCGGUGGUUUUGGUGGUGGUGCCGGUUUUGGCUCUGGUGCCGGUUUUGGCUCUGGUGCCAGUUAUGGCUCUGGUGCCGGUUAUUCUUCCAUGAGUAGCAGUGGUUACGGUAGUGGAGCAGGCUGUUUCGUGGCUCCACCAAUCACCGCUGUCACCGUCAACCAGAGCCUGCUGGCCCCCCUGAACCUAGAGAUUGACCCCAGCAUCCAGGCUGUCCGCACCCAGGAGAAGGAGCAGAUCAAGACCCUCAACAACCGCUUUGCCUCCUUCAUUGACAAGGUACGUUUCCUGGAGCAGCAGAACAAGAUGCUGGAGACCAAAUGGAGCCUCCUGCAGGAACAGACCACCACCCGCUCCAACAUCGACAGCAUGUUCGAGGCCUACAUCGCCAACCUGCGCAGACAGCUCGACGGGCUGGGCAACGAGAAGGUCAAGCUGGAGGGAGAGCUGAAGAACAUGCAGGGCCUGGUUGAAGACUUCAAGAGGAAGUAUGAAGAUGAAAUCAACAAACGUGCAGCUGCAGAGAACGAGUUUGUGCUCCUGAAGAAGGAUGUUGAUGCUGCCUACAUGAACAAGGUGGAGCUGGAGGCCAGGUGUGAUGCUCUUCAGGAUGAGAUCAACUUCCUCAGGGCCGUCUAUGAGGCUGAGCUUCGUGAGCUGCAGUCCCAGAUCAAGGAUACCUCUGUCAUCGUGGAGAUGGACAACAGCCGUAACCUCGACAUGGACUCUAUUGUUGCUGAAGUGCGCGCUCAGUAUGAGGACAUUGCCAACCGCAGCAAGGCUGAGGCAGAGACCUGGUACAAACAGAAGUAUGAGGAGAUGCAGUCCUCUGCUGGACAGUACGGUGAGGACCUUCGCUCAACCAAGGCUGAGAUUUCUGAGCUGAACCGCAUGAUCGCCCGUCUUCAGAAUGAGAUCGAGGCAGUCAAGGGACAGAGGGCCAACCUUGAGGCUCAGAUCGCAGAGGCUGAGGAGCGUGGUGAGCUGGCAGUGAAGGACGCCAAGCUCCGCAUCAAAGACCUGGAGGACGCUCUGCAGAGAGCCAAGCAGGACAUGGCCCGCCAGGUGCGCGAAUACCAGGAACUGAUGAACGUCAAGCUGGCCCUGGACAUUGAAAUCGCCACCUACAGGAAACUGCUGGAAGGAGAGGAGAGCAGGCUGACCAGCGGAGGCUCCAACGCAACCAUCCAUGUACAGCAGACCUCUGGAGGAGGUGGAUUCACCAGCUCAAGCUCCGGCGGCGGAUUCGGCUACGGUGGCAGCGGCUUUGGUGGCAGCGGCUUUGGUGGUUCAGGUUAUGGUGGCACUGUCACAAAGUCCACAGUCUCAACAACCAGCAGCUCAAGGAGAUACAUGUAAAAAGGAGAGCAGUCCCUCUUCCCUUUCAGAAACUCUUGAAUUUGUCCUUUCAUGGUAUUAUGUAAUAUCAUGAAAUGUGUUCAACAAGAGUUGAAGAUCCCAAAAAUCUGUGAUUCCCAAAAUCAUGUCUGAUUAAAAACAAUAUCCACUGGAUUGUGUUACACUGCCACCACUUUCAUGCACUCAGUGCUUUUCUUACUCUGUACCAUUCCACAUCAUUUAUCAAGAGUUUCUGAAGGUAAACAUGACCUUAAAACACACAAGGGCCAGGUCAGUUAGCAAGGCAAAAUUUGUUUUCUUUCUGCACUGACAUCCAAGAAAUGAGAAAAAACAAAAAACAAAGGCCUUAACAGGAGUGUUAAAACUAGGCAAGGAAAACAUUUGAAAAUAUGUGCUCAUCAACUUACAUACUGUCUGUACUGUAGUGCACUGAUAAACUGCUGUACCUCAAAUGGGCAGUGAUUAUAUUUUUCAUGCUCUCCAUUUCUGUAUUUGAGUGCUGAUACUAGUGAAGGGAGCAAGUCACUGACCAAAUCUGAUCACUGGAGAAAU
Molecule: messenger RNA, 2141 nt
Organism: Thunnus maccoyii (southern bluefin tuna)
Lineage: Eukaryota; Metazoa; Chordata; Actinopteri; Scombriformes; Scombridae
Product: keratin, type II cytoskeletal 8-like
Exons: 9
Coding region: 108-1589 (493 amino acids)
Biological process (GO): keratinization; intermediate filament organization
Cellular component (GO): keratin filament
Molecular function (GO): structural constituent of skin epidermis
Source: RefSeq, a predicted model, not a curated record